This is a messenger RNA of Stegodyphus dumicola, 1398 nucleotides long. RefSeq lists its product as uncharacterized. The record is from RefSeq and is a predicted model, not a curated record. NCBI's taxonomy places the organism in Eukaryota, Metazoa, Arthropoda, Arachnida, Araneae, Eresidae.
AUGGCUAAAUUGGCUAGACGCGUUCUAAAGUGUGUGCAGUUAAAUCUUCAUAAAUCCAAAUCUGCGACACAACAGCUAAUUUUAAAUAUGGAAGCUGAUGAUAUUGACUGUGCUUUGGUUCAGGAACCUCAUUAUUACAAGAAUUUUCUUCCAGGAUAUCCUGGCACUUAUAGAUUUUAUUGUGAUCCUAAUUCUGAUAAUGUAAAGGCGGCAAUCAUUAUUCGAUCACGUGAUCUAUCAACAUUUCUUGAUUAUAAAAAUACGGAUUAUAAUAUGGUUACCUUGGAUAUUACUGUUGGCUCAACUGUGCUCACUCUUUUUUCAUACUAUUUUGAACCCUCAAGAAACAUUGACUUAGAUCUUCAUAAAAUUAGUCAAGUCUUUAUGUCCAAAAAUCUUAAUCGAGUGGUUUGGUGUAUGGACUCUAAUGGCAAAUCUGAAUUAUGGUUUAGUUCCUAUUCUGACUCUCGUGGAGAUAAACUGAGUGAAUUUAUUUCUGCCAACAACCUAUUUGUUAUUAAUGAAGAUUAUGGACCUACGUUUCAGGCAACUCAGGGUUCUAGUUAUAUUGAUGUUACUGUUAUUGGUUUAGAUCUUCUCCAGGAUAUUUCGAGUUGGCGACUGUCUGAAAAAGAAUCCCUUUCUGAUCAUAUGAUGAUUGAAUUUGAAUUUUGUCUUUCUACGUUCUUACGAGACACCUCAAAUGUUCCUUUUAAAAUCUUCAAUACAGGGAAAGCAUCUCAAAUUUCCAUACCUGUUAGGAAUCAUGGUAAGCACAAUGUUCCUUGGUGGUCUGCCGAAAUUUUUUGUAUGAGAAAAAGGCUUAAUGCCUCUAGGCGUAGAUUUCAGCGUUGUAAAAAUCCGCCUCUUAGAGAACUUUAUAAAAGUAAAUAUCUUGAAUAUAGAAAAGUUUACAAUCUAAAGCUUGCCGAUGCUAAAUCUCAGUCUUGGAAAACAUUUCUUUCGACCAUUGAUGUUCGCAGUGUAUGGAAAAAGAUUUACACGCAUGGAGUUAAAAGAGAUUUCAUGAAAAAAAUUGAAAUAACUGGUAUUUGUCUUUCCACUGGAGAGACAACCAACUCUUUAGAAGAGACAAUUACUGCUGUGCUUCAGAAAUCUUUCCCCUCGGAUCUAGAGGAAAAUGAUGAUGAUUUGCAUAAGGAAUACCGUCAAGCUGCGCGGCAAGCAUAUAAUGUGGUUGAAGGAUUUCAGUUAACCGAACAUAAUUACGAUUCGUGCUUAGAACUUUUAAAAGGACGCUUUGGAAAACCAGAGAAAAUCAUAAAAUCACAUAUGAAUAAUCUUUUGGACAUAGAACCGGAUGUGCGAACUGAAGGUGUUUUGGAUCUGGAUAGUUUGGAUAAAAUCAACUUAUCGAAAAGAUGGCGAUACCACUAA